UUCAGGAAGUUGUGCUCAAAAGCAGUAGAAGUGGCUUCCUGCUGGGGGAAAUGAUCAUACAGUCAGACAAGCCCCUACCAUGAACAAGGCAGAAGUUUCCCAAUUCAUACACAGUAAAACUUACACACAUGAGCUGGGCACGCAGAGCACAGAAUCGAGAUCUAUUUGAGGUUUGUUUAAAGUGCUUAAUGUUUAAUGGGGGGUUUGGAUAUUCAGAUGUCAAGGACAGGUCCAAACCACAGACACCAUGCUUCUGAACCUGACCAAUGGGAGCUGCCAAAUACCUCUGGAAAAUGACAGACUUGGUCUGACCUACAUCUACAGCCUUGCUUUUUCAAUUGGACUUCCAGCCAACCUGCUGUCCCUCUGGGGUCUGUAUCAGUUAGGCCGGUCGGGUGGAGGUGGCUGCCAGCUGGUUUAUAUCCUCAACCUACUGCUUUCAGAUCUUCUUCAGCUACUCACAUUGCCACUGUGGAUCCUUUACCUGCAGGGAGAGCACCGCUGGCCUUACGGCUCCGUGCCAUGCCAGCUAGUGGGUUACGUUUUCUAUGUUAACCUCUAUGCUAGCGUCAUAUUUCUCUGCCUCAUUGCCCUGGACCGGUGUCUAGCAAUCGUCUACCCGUUAAGCAGUCGUGGCGUACGGAAGGUGCGGGUGGCCGCUAUCUCUUGUGCGGUUGUCUGGACUUUGAUAUUUCUUUUCUGUCUGACUGGCCUCUAUCCAACUGUGUUCGAACCCCAAAGACAAUUAUGUCUAGAGCAGUAUCCCGUAAGCACCAGAUAUGCUUACUUUAAGAUCGCCACUGUCGCUUUAGGCUUUCUGAUGCCCUGCUCUAUACUAGGGUAUACCUCAGCCCGAAUCGGCCGGACUCUACGGAACUCUCCUUCGGUCUCUGAUCACGAACGCCGGAGAAUUGUUGCGACCCUGGUCGUCAUUACUGUUAUCUUUAUUGUCAUUUUUGGUCCUUAUCACCUGGUGGGCGGUUACAGAUUUGUCACCCUGCUUCUCACAGAAAGUGAAGAAGACCAGUGUGCAGUUGAACUGUCCCUCUACCUUUACUAUCGAAUCUGCUACGGGCUCACCAGCCUCAACACCCUCCUCGACCCUCUUUUCUACAUCUUUCUUUGCAAUGACGCUCGCCAAGAGCUUCGGAAAUCUCUUCUCUGCUCCUGCAGGGGCCAGAGAGUACAGCAAGGAUCGCAAGUCACGAAUGUUCCCAAAGCCAGCAGAACAAACGUGUAGCCAUUUUGUUCAGAUGCUAAUCUGUGUUUGUACUGCAUGUGCUCAAACCCUGUGGAUAUUCUCACACAGUAUGUCAAAAUGUCUUAUCAGGCCGAGCUUUGAAAAACUGCCUGUUGCCACUGUGAUGACAUCAAUAAAGUGUCAGAGGCAUUACUGGUAUGAGACAUUAGCACGUCCACUGGGUCACUGUCAGUGAACUAUGAGUUCCAGACAGAUGACAGAGAUGCCAAUCAGCAGUAACUUAAAUAUUUUAAGAUACCUCCGCUAGGUAUUCAGCUGUAUUUUUAUGUCUAAUGCAUUUCUAUUGAAACAUCUAUAUAGAUUUUAUAUUAUAAACAACAUUUAUUGUGACAAAAGCGAGUAACAAGAAAAGAGGUGGAGCAAAGGUCUUCAGGAUUUCAAUGAGUUGCAAAUCAAGGGUGACACCUUAUGGAGGAUAAAUGCAAAUGCAGGCACAAAUUUUGGGCUAAAUUUUCAUUUUCACGUAAACUAAAUGCAGUCAGAUUAACCUUUAAUAUUUCUGAUUCUGACAUUAAAAUAAUAUACAUAAUGAACGUACUUUCCCCCAGGCACAGAUCUUCUGUCUUUGCAGCAAUCUGCAGACAUUUGGCUAAUGAAAGUGGACUUUGUUUUUGAAUUUCCACGCCCCACCAUGCCUAACGUGGUUUACAUGGGCGGAUUUCAAUGUCGACUAUGUAGGCUACCUGUUUUGUGUACAUUUGACCACCUGGGGGCAGUAUGUUCACUGAAACCAGUAUGUUGACGAGUUUAGAUGUUUACUAAUACUAUUUCUGCAGUAUACAAUGUGGUUUUAUCGGACGCACGCGCCUGGCCCGAAGUUAACUUCCAGUCUGUGUUUGGUUAUAAUAUAACAAUUUAUUUUAUAUUUCAUUUAUAUUUGUAUUAAUUAGCAUAAUAUUAACAAUUUAUUGUAUAUUAAUUGUGUUAAAUUAAAUGAAAACUACUCAACAGUUCUUUGUGGAGGUCUAAGUUCAGGCCACAUAGUUUUUGUUUCAAAAACUUGGGUUAAAGAUGUAACAUAGUGA
This is a messenger RNA of Triplophysa rosa, 2286 nucleotides long. Its product is annotated as probable G-protein coupled receptor 132. The transcript has 4 exons. Gene Ontology annotation, biological process: G protein-coupled receptor signaling pathway. Gene Ontology annotation, cellular component: membrane. The record is from RefSeq and is a predicted model, not a curated record. Gene Ontology annotation, molecular function: G protein-coupled receptor activity. Bases 248 to 1240 code for a protein of 330 amino acids. NCBI's taxonomy places the organism in Eukaryota, Metazoa, Chordata, Actinopteri, Cypriniformes, Nemacheilidae.